Messenger RNA from Amoebophrya sp. A120, 286 nucleotides. The record is from the annotation of a GenBank genome assembly. Lineage: Eukaryota; Dinophyceae; Syndiniales; Amoebophryaceae.
AUGGCUUCCGGUCCGCUCUGUCGCUUCGUCCGACGAGUGUGGCGCGCAGAGAUUGGUCGGAGCGCUGUGCCGGCCGCGGCUAGCACAAGAAGGCGCAUUGAAAUCGGGUUAGCUAACUUCGAGCCCUGCGGCCGCCAUCCCGUUGCCCCACACGCCGAGAACACUCGCCGCCCCUCUGAGGUUAAGGAAAAGGCAAAAAAACAGGGGCGCGGUGCGCUCUGGAGAGGGUUUGCCUGCGAUGAGGUAAAUGCCUUCGCAGUAUUGCGUUGGCAAAUGCAAAGCACAC